AUGAAUCAACCCAUUACUCUUCUUUUCUCUUCUCAAUCCACCGAAGGAGAAAAGUCAAUUCCUGAAGAAGAUCAAGAUAAUGAUGUGAUGGUUUCCUUUUCUGAAAUUCAGUACGACCUAGAGGAUGAUAACAUUCCUGAUCAUAUGUUUAUGUCAAGAAAGAAGUUCAAGAUUUCAAAUCACAAACUGAGUUCAUUGUUACAAAUUCAGACUGAUACUGGGGGUCGAAAUAUUGUUUCUGGGAUCGAGGAGUCUUUUUCCCAGAUGUUCUGUCUGUUUAAAUCCAAUCUUCAAACUGACAUUGCUCCUCUCCUAAAACUUGUUAAUUUGAUGUCAACAGAUUCCCCCACCUGUUCGAAAAGUGGUGCAAGGGGAGAUAAGGGGGUUGGCUCAUCGAAGGAUCCUGAUCAAGGAAAGGUUGUUGGGAAGGUGAUAAGCACGUAA
Lactuca saligna is the source of this 444-nucleotide messenger RNA. Lineage: Eukaryota; Viridiplantae; Streptophyta; Magnoliopsida; Asterales; Asteraceae. The record is from the annotation of a GenBank genome assembly.